AUGUCAUCCUCUUCAAGGAUUGUGCCUCAGGAUGAUGGCAAGCAGCCUGACACCAACACCGAACCCGCUACAAAGGCAGCAGACAACGACAACGAUGGUGGCAGCAGCAGUGAAGAUGACACUGGCGCCGGAGGAGACCUUCCUAUGAGCAUGACCGCUUCCGUCAUGUUGACACAUCUGCCCAAGGACGCAAGCCAGGCGCUGAAGGAGGUCGAAGAGAUUGAUGAUCGAAAAGUCUCCGUCCGCUUUCAGCCUGUCGGCGCUGCCCCGAUCCUCAAACAACGCGUCUUCAAAAUCAGCGCCUCCUCGAAAUUCAGCGUGGUGUUGAACUUCCUGAGGAAGAAAGUCGGUGUCAAAGAGGGCGACGGGCUAUUUUGCUAUGUGAAUAGUGUCUUCGCACCAGGCUUGGAUGAAGGUGUGGGCAACUUGUACCGGUGUUUCAAGGUUGACGACCAAUUGAUCGUUAGCUAUUCUACAACGCCGGCUUUUGGAUGA
This is a messenger RNA of Fonsecaea erecta, 495 nucleotides long. RefSeq lists its product as hypothetical. Gene Ontology annotation, biological process: C-terminal protein lipidation; autophagosome assembly; autophagy of mitochondrion. The record is from RefSeq and is a predicted model, not a curated record. Gene Ontology annotation, cellular component: Atg12-Atg5-Atg16 complex; phagophore assembly site membrane; cytoplasm. Lineage: Eukaryota; Fungi; Ascomycota; Eurotiomycetes; Chaetothyriales; Herpotrichiellaceae. Bases 1 to 495 code for a protein of 164 amino acids. The transcript is spliced from 3 exons.